AACAACCUUAUUUUAUCACGUAGAAACUAUAUAUGACGUUUAUAAUUUCGUUGGAGUCUCGUUGGCGAGUGACUGUUGCCUGUGUGCUGUUGUCACGGUCCGUACGAGUUCGCCCGGCUAAAGCUAACCGCUUAGCUUCACUCUCUUUUAUCACUUAAAUGUCACUGUAACAUGGCGAUGCCAUUUCUUUAUUACUGAUGGUAUAAUUGCUUGGGGUUAAAUGUUCCACCUCGUUAUCUUGUAAUAGUGUGAGCGAACAAUGAGCACCGCAUCGUUUGUAUACUGCUUCAUUUCAUGCUGUUAGCGUGUGUCGGUUGGUCACUAUUGUCCAGUCAAAACUUAGAACGGUCUCAGGUUACAGUUGAACCGCGGCCCCUUUAACAGCGAUAGUGUACAGUCGUGUGUAUGAAGGAGGUGAUGUAAGUCCGUCUGGUAUGCGGCGAGAGCUCUGACAUCAGCCCAAAGUCUGUGGACUCGCACCUAAGAAGGAGUCCAGAGAGGCCAUCAGCACAUCAUUCCAGUCAGCCGUCAUGGCUGGCUUCAGACAGGAGGAUGUGGAGCUCUACUAUGAGAUGGGAGAGGAGCUGGGGAGCGGGCAGUUCGCGAUCGUGCGCAAGUGUAAAGAGAAGAGCAGCAGCGUGGAGUACGCCGCCAAGUUCAUCAAGAAGCGGCGCCUGUCCUCCAGUCGCCGAGGCGUGAGCCGCGAGGAGAUCGAGCGCGAGGUCAACAUCCUGCGAGAGAUCCAGCACAGCAACAUCAUCACGCUGCACGACAUCUUCGAGAACAAGACGGACGUGAUCCUCAUCCUGGAGCUGGUGUCCGGGGGGGAGCUCUUUGACUUCCUGGCUGAGAAAGAGUCUCUGACCGAGGAGGAGGCCACGCAGUUCCUCAAGCAGAUCCUCGACGGCGUGCACUACCUUCACUCCAAGCGCAUCGCGCACUUUGACCUGAAGCCGGAGAACAUCAUGCUGCUGGACAAGAACGUGCCCAACCCCAGGAUCAAGCUCAUCGACUUCGGAAUCGCUCACCAGAUCAAAGCAGGCAACGAGUUCAAGAACAUAUUUGGGACUCCAGAGUUCGUGGCCCCAGAAAUAGUCAACUACGAGCCCCUGGGACUGGAGGCCGACAUGUGGAGCAUCGGCGUCAUCACAUACAUUCUGUUGAGUGGUGCGUCGCCGUUCCUCGGUGAGACCAAGCAGGAGACGCUCACCAACAUCUCGGGCGUCAACUACGACUUCGACGAGGAAUACUUCAGCAACACCAGCGAGCUCGCCAAGGACUUCAUCCGCCGCCUGCUGGUCAAAGAUCCCAAGAAGAGAAUGACCAUCCAGGACAGCCUGGAGCAUCCCUGGAUCAAGGUGAUCAAGCGGCGGAACGUGCGCCAGGAGGAGAGAGACCACAAGGCAGAGCGCCGGCGCCUGAAGACCACCCGCCUGAAGGAGUACACCAUCAAGUCCCACUCCAGCAUGCCGCCCAACAACACCUACGUCAACUUCGAGCGCUUCUCCCAGGUGCUGGAAGAGAUCGCGGCGGCGGAGGAGGGCUUGAAGGACCUGGAGAGAAACCAGCGCUCCUGCCGCGAGGACGUGGCGGCGCUGCUGUCCAUCUACGAGGAGAAGGAAGGCUGGUACAAGGAGGAGAACCAGAGCAUCUCCAGCGACCUGAGCACCAUCCGCCAGGAGCUGCAGCGCACGCAGGCCCAGCGCAAGAAGAGCCAGGAGGAGGCGCGACUCACCAUGCAGUCCGCCAACAUCCUCAAGCGCAAGUUCGGCCGGCUGGAGAAUCGCUACGAGGUCCUGGCCGAGCAGGUGGCGUCGGAGGUGCGCUGGGUGGAGGAGUUGGUCCAGUCCUUCACCGCGGAUAAGGAGCUGCUGGGCUGCGGCAGCUUGCCCUGAGGCUCUUCAGCUUCAUCCUGCUCAAGUCAUCGGCUCCACAGCUUUACUUGCGCUUCAAAGGCACCAGCCAGAGGAAAACUUCUGAACUCAUUCCAGUAUUUUUUUUAAAGCAUUCCUUUCUUUUACAUGUAUUUAUUAUCAGCCCUUUUAUGGUUUUAACUUGUCGGACCCCCCUCCAUAUCCCAGUCCUAUUUAUGGAUUUAAUUGUAGCAUAUUUUAAAAUGUAUUUUGACUGUAAAAAAAGAAGCAAUAAGCAUUGUUGAGACAGAAGCGGUGUAUGGACGGAGCUUAGCAGUGCCUGAAACAGACGCCACCUCAUUGCCUUCACCUGUCCUCCAGCCUGUCUUGACCCCUUUGCACAGUAGCCUUGGUAACCAAAUAGUGUGCAUGGAAACCUGCUAACACUUACUCUGCUUGGGUGUGGAGAGUCCGUGCGCACCCAGGACUGACAUUCCACCCCGGCAUCUGACAUGCAGGCAGCACAUUCCCCACAUUUCCAGCCUUGGAAAUGAGCUUGUAUGCACCUGGAGGACGAGAGCAGUGCUCCAAACGUAUAUUUUAAAGUAGUCAAGAGCUGUGUAAAUGAUCUGCUUGUUUUAAAUAAACAGAAGUA
Messenger RNA from Synchiropus splendidus (mandarinfish), 2508 nucleotides. RefSeq names its product death-associated protein kinase 3 (gene dapk3). The coding region runs from base 531 to 1895 and encodes 454 amino acids. Gene Ontology annotation, biological process: positive regulation of apoptotic process; intracellular signal transduction; protein phosphorylation. Gene Ontology annotation, cellular component: nucleus; cytoplasm. The transcript has 9 exons. Gene Ontology annotation, molecular function: protein serine/threonine kinase activity; ATP binding. The record is from RefSeq and is a predicted model, not a curated record. Lineage: Eukaryota; Metazoa; Chordata; Actinopteri; Syngnathiformes; Callionymidae.